Molecule: messenger RNA, 2965 nt
Organism: Apis cerana (Asiatic honeybee)
Lineage: Eukaryota; Metazoa; Arthropoda; Insecta; Hymenoptera; Apidae
Gene: YL-1
Product: Vacuolar protein sorting-associated protein YL-1
Cellular component (GO): nucleus
Source: RefSeq, a predicted model, not a curated record
CCUGUUUAUAAGAAAGAGAUGAAAAAUUUGGAUGUACAAUGUAAUCAACAGUUAAUUAAUCAUUUUCAUUAUAUAUAGAUACGUGUUUAUUUUUUACUUUAUGAUAUCUACUUUAAAAUGAAAAGAAAAUGAAAAUUUGAUAUUUGUAAUGUGUCAUUUUUUUAAUAUUUCUAGAAAUAUUUUUCUUCAUUUCACGUAUAAAAUCUACGAUAUUUAUAUACAGAUAAAUAGUAAAAAAUAGUAAAAAAUAUAAUCCAUAGAUCUCUCAUUUCUUAAUUUAAAAGUUCUAUUAAAUAAAUAUUUUUAUCAUAAAAGAUUUUUUAUAAAAAAUUUAAAAAAAUAUAUAUUUUAUUAAUAUUUUAUAUAUCUCUAAAUAUAAUUUUAAAAUAAGAUAUAUUUAAAAUAUGUAAUGAUUGCUUUAUUAAUAAUUAUUUUAAAAUAUAAUUUUAAAAUAAAAUAAUUUAAAAAACUUGAAAUAUGUAUUAAAUAUGCUUUAUUUGGUUGUUAUGAAAAAAUAUAAUUUUAAAAUAAAAUAUUUUUUAUAUUUUAUAUUUAUAAAAUAUAAUAUUUAAUUAAUUAAAUUUAUAUUUAAAAUAUAAGAUAACUACUUUGUUACUAGAAAAAUUUUAUAACUUUCGUUUUGAACGACUCUCAUAUCUAUAAAAUAACAAGCAAAAAACAUUUAAAUAAAUCGUAAAAAUUUUCCAUUAAAAUUAACGAAAUAUUUUUUUAAGUAAUCUUAUAUAUUAAAUGUUAUUAUUGAGGGAUAAUAUUUACAUGACAAAAAAUAUUGAUAGAGUGCAAUCAGGUUAUCUGAAUAUUUGAAUCGUAUUUAUUACAACUACAUUCACAAUUUUCAUGAAAAAAUAUAUUUUAUAUUGAAAUAUUAUAUAUAAAUAAAUAUAUCAUUUCUUUUUUAAUUUAAAAAUAUUUUCUUAUUAAUAUUUUCCUAUUAUUAUUAUUAAAUUAAUUAUAUUAAUUAAAAUUAUAUUUAAUUUUUAUUUCUUUCCAAAUAUUAAAUUUCAAUUUCUAAUAUAAAUUAUCAGUAAGUAUAUUAAUACAAAAAAAUAUAAUUUAAAUAUAUAAAAUGUAUAUAAAAAUAUAAUUAAAAUAAUAUGAUAUAAAUGUAUUCGUUAUAAAAAAUACUUAAUAACAAAAUAUUUUUCCUUUUCAAAUUUAAAUGUAAUCAUCAAUUGCUUUAGAAUAUAUUAUUAUUGAUAAUUAUUGAUAUUAUUAAUAACGAUGGUAUCGAUAAUUAUUGAAAAUAUCACAGGUUAAAAUAAUCUACGUUUACGUUGUAUGUACAAACAAGAGAAUAAUUUGAAAAAAUAAAAACGAAAGAGUAAAUUUGAAAAAAAAUAAUUUAAAUAAUUGCAAAAAUGGCAUUAAAUAGAGAACGGCGUACAAAUGCAGGAAAUAAAAUGGCAAAGUUAUUAAAUGAAGAAGAAGAGGAUGAUUUUUACAAAACAACUUAUGGAGGUUUUGAUGAAGUGGAACAAGAUCAUGACUAUAUGGAGGAAGAUGAAGCAGAAGAUGAAGUAGAUUCAGACUUUAGUAUAGAUGAAAAUGAUGAACCCAUUUCUGAUACCGAACAAGAGGGACCAAAAAAAAAACGUAGAUUAGUUACAAAAGCUUACAAAGAACCUAAAGUUCAAUCCCAAUUACCAUCUAAAGAGAAAAAAGUUAGGCAACCAAGACAAAGAAUUUUUAAUGAAAGUACAGAAAGAAAAUCUAUCCGUCGUUCUACUGCUGCUAAAUCAGCUGCAACACAAAAAAGAUUAAGUGAAAGAAAUGAGCAUCAAAAAAGGAGAACAAGAGUUAUAAGACAUGAUACAUGGAAACCUACUCAAGAAGAAUUAUUGAAAGAAGCAUUGCAAACUGAACAGAUUAAUAUGAAAUCAUUAGAAAAAUAUCAGAAAUUAGAAAAUGAAAAGAAAAAUACUAGAACUAUAAGAAAAGCCCAAACAGGACCUAUGAUUAGAUAUCAAUCAUUAGCAAUGCCUAUUAUGAUACUUUCUGAGGUAAAUUACAAUAAAGAGGAAGAUAAAAUGAAUAUAGAAAAAGAUGAAAAAAAUACAAAUUUUGAAAAUAAACGUCCAGAUGAAACAAUAGAAAAUAGUACAAAUAUAAAAUCAGAAAGUGGCACAAAGGAUAUUACUAAGAAAGAAUCUUCUCAAAGUUCUAACAAAAGCAAAUAUUAUUAUGAACAAACAAAAGGAUAUUAUGAAAGAACUUUCAUUACAUUUGAAAAUGAACAAUUAUUUUCAGAAGCAUUUAAAAAAUCUUCAAUACAGAAAUCAUCAAUAAAACCCUUAUGUGCAAUUACAAGGUUUCCAGCAAAAUAUUUAGAUCCUAUGACUCACUUACCAUAUAAAAAUGUGCAAACAUUUCGAUUAUUACGUGAAGCAUAUUAUCAACAAUUGGAAGCUCGAACAGAUAUUAAUGAUACAUCACAAAGCCCAGAUUUAUUACGAUGGCUUGAAUGGAGACAAAAGAAUCAUGGUGGUCUAGCUCAAAGGAAUACAGUACGUCUUGAACCAGCAUCUGCAAGUAUGCUCACGUAAUUUUUUUUAAUAAUAAAAUCAAAUAAUAUAUUUAUUUUUAUUGUAAUUCGAUAUUUUUAAUAUUUUCAAAUUCAAAUUUAAUUUAAAAAUAUAAAAAUAUAAAAUUUUUUAAUGAUAAAAUAGAUUUAAUAAUUAGAAGUAGAGUUUUAAUAAUAAAAAAUAUAUUUUAAAAAAGGAAACUUUGUAAAUAAUGAUAUAAUUUAUUAUUACGUAUAUUGAAUAUUGAAUUAUUGUGAGUUGAAAUUCUUUAUAUAAUCUUAAAAUUAUAAUAAUAUUAUAAUGUAUCUAUUUAUAUAAAGUUAAAAUAUAUAUAUUUUUAAUUAUCGAAAUAAAAAUUCUACAAUACACGUAUAUAUGUUCAAAGCAAAAGUGAUUUUAUUAAUAAAAUUAUAAAGUACAAA